Messenger RNA from Podospora pseudopauciseta, 1362 nucleotides. RefSeq lists its product as uncharacterized. The record is from RefSeq and is a predicted model, not a curated record. Lineage: Eukaryota; Fungi; Ascomycota; Sordariomycetes; Sordariales; Podosporaceae. The transcript has a single exon. Bases 1 to 1362 code for a protein of 453 amino acids.
AUGGCCACUGGGUUUCAGCGAGCGCUGGCCAGCGAGUGCACUGGGUGGACUGGCACAGAGUUACAGGCCUAUGCAACAUCGUACUUGCCGUACGGCUGCAAUCCGGAGGUUUUAACUGGGACAACAUCAUGCGGCGAGACCUACAUUCCACGCCCCUUUAAAGUGAAACAUACCAACAUCCCCACCGGUGUCACACCGGCGUUCUCAAUACCAAUAACCAAUAUCGAUUGGGACAUUGUGAUGUCCACCAUCAUUCUACCCGCUGACGCCAUCCCCCGGUCAGAGCUAGAAGGCUGGUACAAGUGGCCAUCGCCAUCAACUCAGUCCCAAUUCACGACCGACCUUUGGAUCGUUGACCACAUCCUCACCGCCCCAGCCAGCUGCCCAACCCCGUUCGAGUUUACCACAUCCACCAGCCUCCAACCCUGGGCCGGCUGGUUCCCGUCCGAAUUCCUCACCGAGUACAUGCUCCCCAAAGCCACCGUCCUCCCAGUCCAGACGCAUUCGACAAAGGGAUACAACCCAUCACUAGUCAGGGAGAUCCACGUCAAGCCGACUGAUCUACCCCCAACCAGCCACGGUGGCCCUCAUGCACGCACAUACUAUGACUCGGUUGUCAGCAGCCUCAACACAACUUACGUCCAGGAGUGCCAUCGCCCUGGCGGGCCGCGACCGCUGACUCAAGAGGAACGCUGCCCUUAUACUUACGCCGGGAAGUGCAGCAAGGUCGAGCCGUGGAAGGUCAUCAUCGCGACUGUCAUCCCGUCCGUCUUUCUUCUUGGAUUUGUCGAAAACUUCUUUUGGUUCGGGCGGCUGAUGAUGGGCAGGACGGCCCUCCGGUUGGAAACGGUUUGCUGGAUAUUAAUCUUCAUUUUUACUAUUGGGUUUACAAUCGUAGAGGAUGCAAGGAAGCCGGAGGACCAGUCCGAUCUGAGGGAGCAGUGGAAGGCGAUGCCGCUUAAAAUGAAGAUCAAAUUAUGGUUUCAGUUCGGAUUCAGGCAACGGUACCCGGUGGAUUGGCUGGGGGAAAGAAAGCCGAGGCGUCAUGGGGAGAACAUCGAGAUGGAAAGACGUGGAGAUACUGGCGGCGGUAAUGGAGGAGCUGGGACAGGAGGUCGGCGGGUGGAGGACGAUACGCCUCUGCCGGUUUAUCCUGGUCCUCCUUCCUCGGUGGUUGGUGGGACUACGGCUGCUUCUUCCGGGCCGGUGUUGGGUAAUCCAAACGCAGUGCUCGCAUCAAUGGGGUCUGGGACUGUUGUCAUUAGUUCGAUGCAGACUUCUGUCCAGACUCAGUCGCUCGUGUCCCCUCAGCGACCUGACCCGAAUACAGGGACAGCUGGUGAUGGGUUUCGAGCUGUUUGA